Messenger RNA from Trichomycterus rosablanca, 1077 nucleotides. It is a transcript of the gene cfap73, whose product is annotated as cilia and flagella associated protein 73. NCBI's taxonomy places the organism in Eukaryota, Metazoa, Chordata, Actinopteri, Siluriformes, Trichomycteridae. The record is from RefSeq and is a predicted model, not a curated record. The coding region runs from base 82 to 1017 and encodes 311 amino acids. The transcript is spliced from 7 exons.
AGUACUAAGCGGUUUAAGAAGUUUGGGCUCAAAACUCCUAAGAAAGAAAGAAAGAAAGAAAGAAAAGCUUAAAAUAUUAAAAUGUCUGUAAAUUUGGAGGAUUAUUUCCACACAGUGUUUGAAGAGCAGCUUUCAGCGCGUUUCAGUGUGCAUGAGGACGACGACCUGCGGUCAGGAGCAAUGCGACUCCUGGAUAAGCACAGAGAGCUGCAGCAGAUGGACGCCACGCUGCAAACUCAGAGACAAGAGUUUGAGGUAAAGAAAGAAAGUUUAAGACAGAAGAGAGAAGAACUGAAGACACAAGAAGAAAAUCUGAAAGAUUCAUUACUGAAGUUUGACAGAUUUCUUAAAGAGAACGAUGGGAAGCGGGCGCGGGGGCUGAAGAAGGCCGAGACGGAGCGAGCUGCAGUGAAGGACCGAGAGCAGGAGCUGCAGCAGUUACACACGAACAUCGCCGCCCUGCUGGAGCAGAAGGAGCGACUGCAGGCCAGCGCCCAUCGCUACGAAAUCUACCGCCACUUCCUGCAUAACGUACUGACCACGGCUAAGAAAUUCGAAGACGUGGGGCAGCUCACGGGCCGCUUCGAGACGCUGAUCUCGACGCGGGAGCACCUGCUAAAGCGCCAGAGCAAGGCGGAGGGACAGAAGGAGAACGAGGACGCGGAACUGAGGCGCUACGUCAGCGAGCGGCGCUCCAAGCUCCUGCAGCACGGCAACACCGUCUCCAAACUCCGCACCGAGCUCGACUGCGUCCUGUCGCAGGGUCUCGAACUGGAAUCGGCGUGGGACCACAUCCAGGCCACGGCGGCAAAAUCCACACUGCUGCUGGGUCAGAUAAAGGUCGUGACUCUUAACCUGUAUCACAUGACUGACGGGGGAGCGGGCGGAGAAGAAGGCGUCGACACUCACGAGCAGCUGAACAGGAUCCAGCGGUUUAUCCAGGAUCAAGCAGACGUGAUCCACUAUCUGAGAUCCGACAGCGCCGGCGGAUCCAUCAGACACACUAAUGGAGAGUAAAACUCCUCACACACACACACACACAAUAAAUAAAAAAACAGCAUUUAUAACUUCUCAAAA